Molecule: messenger RNA, 2752 nt
Organism: Ruditapes philippinarum (Manila clam)
Lineage: Eukaryota; Metazoa; Mollusca; Bivalvia; Venerida; Veneridae
Product: H(+)/Cl(-) exchange transporter 6-like
Exons: 24
Coding region: 209-2662 (817 amino acids)
Biological process (GO): transmembrane transport; chloride transport
Cellular component (GO): intracellular membrane-bounded organelle; lysosomal membrane
Molecular function (GO): voltage-gated chloride channel activity
Source: RefSeq, a predicted model, not a curated record
UUACUUGAGUACUAACACACUUAAUGAUCUCUUUAUUACUUAAAUACUCGUUUAUUAUAUAUGUUAUAUUGUAAGUUAAAGAAAACAUAAUAUAUUGAUGGAUUAGGGCGUAUAUGUAACGGAUGUUCAUGCAGUUUAAGCUGUGCACGGUUUUUUAUAUGUGAAAUGUUUAUAUAGUUUGGACUAGCUUGUAUUGUAACAGAAGCCUAUGGAAAUGGCAGCAACAUGUAUCAAGUGUUGUAGAAAUGAGGAAGAUGAACUAAUUCAUCAUCGACUAGGAGAUUUAAACGAGGAGAGUCCAUUGAUAGCUGCCCCUCACAGAGGUCAUACUUAUUUACCAAGGAAGGAUUAUGAGAGUCUUGACUACGACAUUUGCUUUAAUAAACCACUUGAAGAACAUCUGGCUGUACAAACAAAGGAACAUUCAUUAAGUAAGAUUGAGAUCAUUAAAUGGAUAAUAACAUUCCUGAUCGGAGUUUCUACUGGUCUUGUAGCGUUUUUCAUAGAUACAAUUGUGAAAUUAUUGUCUAAACUGAAGUUUUCAACAGUAGACCAAUCUAUACAAGUUUGUUCUGAAGAUGGUUGUCUUGUAGUGUCUCUAGUUAUAAUGGUGUUGUUUAAUGCUGGUUUCGUGUUUAUAGCUACCUGUCUUACAGUCUAUGAGCCAGUUGCCGCUGGAUCAGGAAUUCCAGAAAUUAAAUGCUAUUUGAAUGGUAUUAAAAUUCCUCGGGUAGCACGAUUGAAAUCUCUGAUAGCAAAGGCUGUUGGGGUCUUGUUUAGUGUUGCAGGCGGACUAUUUGUUGGUAAAGAAGGACCAAUGAUACACAGUGGAGCAAUUAUUGGUGCUGGUAUACCACAAUUUCAGAGCAUUACUUUCAAAAAGGUGAAAUCAAAAUUUGAUUUCUUCAGAACAGAUAGGGAUAAACGUGACUUUGUUUCCGGGGGAGCGGCAGCGGGUGUAGCAGCUGCAUUUGGUGCUCCUAUUGGUGGUGUUCUCUUUAGUUUGGAGGAAGGUUGUUCUUUCUGGAAUCAGAAGUUGACAUGGAGAACUUUCUUCUGCUCAAUGUCGGCAACAUUUACAUUAAACUUCUUCCUCAGUGGGCUGGAUUAUAGUGCUUGGGGAUCAUUCUAUUCUCCCGGGCUUAUAAACUUCGGAGUAUUUAAGUGUGCAGAAGAAGAAAAGACUAAUGGAACGUGUAGAUUAUGGACGGCCAUUGAUCUGUUUAUAUUUAUACUCAUGGGUAUUAUAGGAGGGUUGCUAGGAGCACUGUUUAACUAUCUCAAUAAAUGUCUUACCAUUUAUAGAAUGAGACAUGUCAAUACAAAACAUUACAGAGCAAAGAUAUUUGAAGCAUUGCUGGUAGCUAUGGUGACAACAACAGUAGCAUUUCUGGCAGCUAUGACUUUAGGCAACUGCAAACCAGUUCCAGCAGUGCUGAUAAACCAAACUUCACCAAACAUUGAAGACACUGUCCGCACAUAUUUCUGUAAGGAAGGUUAUUACAAUGAUAUGGCUACGUUGUUCUUCAAUUCACAGGAGGAGGCCAUCAAACAAUUGUUUCAUCAACAACAAGGCCAGUUUAGUUUGAGAAGUUUGGGACUUUUCUUCAUUUGUUUCUUCCUCCUCGCUUGCUGGACAUAUGGUACAGCUGUCCCGAGUGGUUUAUUUGUUCCCUGCUUGCUAUGUGGAGCAGCGUACGGAAGAUUUGUUUCUAAACUUCUAGUCAGUGUUAUAGGUUAUGACAGAGGGGUACAUUCAGGUACGUUUGCAUUGAUUGGGGCAGCAUCAUUUCUAGGUGGCGUGGUUAGAAUGACCAUUAGUCUUACAGUUAUACUGAUAGAGUCUACUAACGAGAUCAGUUAUGGCCUACCUCUUAUGCUCUCUUUAAUGGUUGCGAAAUGGUCUGGGGACUUCUUUAAUGAUGGAUUGUAUGAUAUACAUAUUCAUUUAAAAGGUGUGCCUUUGUUGGAAUGGGAUACACCGUCUGACAUGCAUCGUUUGCUCGCAAAGAAUGUAAUGAGUAGCGACAUACAUUUUAUUUUUCCGCGAACAAGAGUGGCUGUUUUACAAGGAAUAUUAAGAACCACUGCUCACAACGCCUAUCCGGUAGUUAGCAUUGUUGAUAAAGAUGACAUAGCCGACAUUGGUGAUAUCAGUGUGAAUAAUGAUGUUGCUAGCAAAUCAGAUCUUGAUCCUACUCAAAUAAAACAAAGUGGACGGUCUAGAAUUCUGAAGUUUGAAGGUAUAAUCCUACGAUCUCAGCUAAAUGUUCUCUUAAAGAAUAAUGUAUUCUAUCAAGAGACAGCGCAAGCCAGCACACAGCCUUUGAUCAGUUACAACACAUUAACGGAAGACUACCCAAGAUACCCAGACAUUGUUGACAUCAGAAACAGAGACAUCUCAGAUACUCAAUAUAUCAUUGAUGUAAAACCUUAUAUGAAUGCGACACCUUACACAGUAUAUCCUGACACGUCAGUCCCACAAGUUUUUAACUUAUUUAGAAGCAUGGGCCUUCGCCACCUACCUGUUGUGGAUCAUUUCGGACAGAUCCAGGGGAUUAUUACAAGACACAAUCUAACCCACGAAUUCCUUGAAGAACGUCAAACAGAACUAAAUGAAAUGCAGGAUUUGAACGUGUUUGAUAGAACUAGGACUUCCUGAAUAAACAUAUUUAUAUUCGUAAUGUAGUGAAUAUUAUAUGACUACAUGAAUAUGUUUCAUUAUUAUAUGUACAAACUGUAGAUUUAUAAA